This is a messenger RNA of Athalia rosae (coleseed sawfly), 3793 nucleotides long. RefSeq names its product anillin-like. Gene Ontology annotation, cellular component: actomyosin contractile ring. The transcript has 6 exons. The record is from RefSeq and is a predicted model, not a curated record. Gene Ontology annotation, biological process: actomyosin contractile ring assembly; septin ring organization; mitotic cytokinesis. NCBI's taxonomy places the organism in Eukaryota, Metazoa, Arthropoda, Insecta, Hymenoptera, Athaliidae. The coding region runs from base 412 to 3558 and encodes 1048 amino acids.
AAGGGAUAAAGGGUUGAGAAGUAAAAAUGACUGCGAAUAAGCUGCACUAUUUAAAAAGUCAAGUUCUCUGCGCGAUAGUAUGGCAGUUUAUUUAGCAACGUUUAUAUUCUUAAUUCGGUUGAAAUAUACUCCAAAAUUUAGUAUUUAUAUUCAUGAUACUGCAUAGACGCAUAGAUUAAUUUUCGCAGAGCAAAAAUAUUCUUGAGUAUAUUUAAGCAGAGCAAAUAUAUGACCCGCGUACCCAGGCGCGGGAGCUGACUCAUCUCACCCCAACGGGGUCGUCUCGCUUUAUCUCCCGACUUCUGAAGUUUGAAAGUCACACGUGUAAAUAAUCAGUUGCUUGUGGUUUGGAGCAAUUGGUCACUCGUUGGUCAUCCUCGUGGAGAGUUGUUCGUUGUUAUUUGGUGUCGGAUGGAUUCGACCCAGGAUUCCUUCACGCUGCGGAUGCUACAGCGUGCAGCCAGCAUUCGGAAAAGUCGGAAGAGUAGCAUACGGUGCAAUUCAGAUGAUUCAUGGAGAAAAUUGAGCAUUUUACAAGCCGUUGAUAACAAGCCUGUCAAGAUCCCGAACAAUGCAGAUGACAAGCAACGGACCUCAAGGAGAAGCAGCCUUUGUUCAGGAGACGAUAGAUUGAUCCCUCGUUGCAUUGAUAUCUCCGAUACUCACCGGAGAAGUCGAUAUAGCUCGUCGCAUCUUACAGGCUUAUCAAGAUCCAACGCUGAUUGCCAAAAUUCUCAAAAACAGCUCCUAGGAUCCUUGAACUACAAUCAAACUAACGGGGUGAAAAAUAAUAAGAAACAACUCCUGGCCAACGUCACCCGCGAUCGAAACUAUCCUGAAAUGAAAGAGAAACCAUCUAUGAUCGAAGCCGAAUAUGAAAGUAACAUUGACAAAAAUAUUUUGAUAAACGAAACGAUAACGAAACCAACAACGUUGAAAGAAUCCAUCUACUACAUGGAAAGUCACGACGAGAACAAAACGAACCAUUCAGACUUUACAAACACGUUCGAUUCUGAGAUUCUAAAUGUCACCGGAAAUUCAACGAAGGACUCGCUCACUUCUUCAACUUAUGUCAGAGGAUUUGAGCUCGGGAACGUCAAGUGGAGGGGCCCGCUCUACAAAGCGGCUGUUAAAACGCAACAACGGAUGAUGGGUGACGACCCUGUUGUAAGGAGUACCAGCGACUUCGAGGAACCCAUGUUGUUGAAGGCUGUACACAAGGAGAUUUUUACGCCCCCAAAAAUGAGAGCGGAACUGCGAACAAUCGACACCAAGAAACUAGAAGAAAAAACACCUAUGACCGUUGAUAAUCAUGUAAAGAUAAUUAGACCGAACUCAAUACCCUUGCAGGUCGAUAACUCGAUCCAAAGGAAUUACGUACAAGUUUCGAAGGAAAAUAACUUUUUAAACGUCGCUGAAAAUCUAGAUUCACCAACUACUCCGCUCAGCGCGGAGAUCAAACGGCUGGAUGAGGAAAUUAAACGCCUGGAACUGCAUCCGAGCGUUCACACUUUGGAAAACACCGUGGAUUUAUCACCUACAAAUCGAAUUUACCCGAAUUUGUCUGAGAUACACUUUAAUCCCACCGGAUACUCUCCCAAGAAAGUGGAAUACGAGUCUCCCCACAGCCUCGAAGAAAAUUCAGUCACUCCGAAAAUUGAUUACACCGUUCCUGUCUCGAACGUUGAAUGGUCAUCCACUCAGGAAAAUGUGAAUGACUGCAAGUUAAAUACGGCUACUUUUGAUAAGGGAUCCGAUGCAACGGAAGUCCAACCUGCAUCUAGAUUCGUUAAGAACCAAGUGAAAAGUUCGGUGAAAAACGAUAAGUUCAAACCCAAUCUGGAGUCUACCAGAAAAUCAUCUUUCUCCGAUUUAUCGAAGAACACCGCGUCUCCCUCUGGAGCUAGAGAAAGCACCGUUUCCUCGGUGACGACUACGGAGGCCCGAGGAAAUACAGAAAUCUUGAACGAUAAUACGAAACCCCUAGAUUCCACGGUGCCUUACGACGUUGAUAAUUUUUUGGCUGACGCCUUGGGGGAUGAACUUUAUAAUACCACCGUGACCUACCCACCUUCAGAGACCCACGAUAAAACCAUAUCAGAGUUCAACGCAAGUGAAUUAAUAUCCGAGGACAAAACACCCCUGCAAAAGAAGAAUAGGAAGUUUUGGAAGAGGACACCCGCGACAGAACCACCGCCUCAACACACAAGCACUUUCAACAGGACAAUGACGAUCUAUAGAUCAUUAACGCAGAGAAUUAAGAAUAAACUGCGACCCGGGCUGAAAUCAAUUGCAAAAAUUCCAGUGGUCACCGACCACAGUUCCGUAAUGACUGCGGAGUCCAUGAGCGGGGAUAAAAGAAUACAAGCUCUCUUGCAAGAGGCAGAUAUUCAACAUGCUCAAAUGUACCAAGCUCAUAAAGCGCUGCUAUUUUGUCGUUCGAUGAAAGAAUUUGCUGCCAGUACCGAACUUGUAGAGUCGGAAAGAUCUUUAUUGGUUGCAAGUUUGAGAAGAUCCGCUGCACUGGACGAGAUCAAGAAAUUGGAUUCCGAAUUGAAUAACAACGAGGAUCUAUCCAGCGAGUGGGGUGAAGUUAGAAUGGAAAAAUUCAGCUUGCCAUUAAAGACGGAUGUCUUGGAGACUGAAGCGUAUCCCGGAGACUUUGAGCAGUGGUUUGUGGUCGUCGUUUCCUACGGACCAUCCGUCUGGGCGACCCGUCCGAUUUCGUGCCCCGUAACGAGUCCCAAGAUUGUUUUCCCCGGGGGAUAUUUACUGCAGAACUUGAAUCCAAACUUUAAAAUCACCGUGAGGAUCUAUUCUCUAAAAAUGCGCAGGUCCACCUUCGACUACGAUGCUAAAUACCGCUUGAACAGGACCGAGAAAAAUUCCAGAUGUCCUUCGCCGAAGAAAUUACUUAAAAGAAACGACAAACCCUUGUCCCCCAAACAAAACCACAAUGAAUUCAAUAUGAUAAGAAAUACGUCGUUCGUGCUUACGGGAAUGCUUGAGCUUUAUCUUCACGAUUUAAGUUUGACUUCACCCUGGCCGUUGACGAACCUAAUGCCAGGCACCGUCCUCAGAGGAGUGAUCGACUUCACGUUCACCUGCAAAAAACUCCAUCUAACGGUUUCACACGCUGGUUUUUUGACUCACGGCGACGAAGCUGGGGGUUUUCUAGCGUGGAAUCGACGAUGGUGUGUCCUGCAGGGUAAGACUCUAAUGUUUUGGAAUUACCCCUGUGACCAAGAGGAUAAAAAGCCUCUGGCUACUAUUGAUCUUACAAAUUGUAUCUCGGGCGAAGUAACUCUCGUUGAUAGAUCGCUUUGCGCAAAACCGAGAACGCUACUCAUUGAAACUUCAAUAGAAAGAACCAGGUCUGAUAGAAAUAGCGUAACCCUGGAUCUACGUUCAUCCUGCACUGUCGUUCGUAAUUUGUUAUGCUGUGACACAGCUCGUGACCUGACCCAGUGGGAAUCGAAGUUGAAUCAAGUUGUUUCGGCUCUACGAGAUUGGAAUGUAACCAGUCCACCGUCGCAAUUACAAGUUUCCGACUUGUAAUAUAUUUUUUACUAUUGUAACCAUACUAUCCUUUGUAAUUGUGUGAAGUGUUAUUUACAUGUUGUAUUCCCGUUUAUUAGGUAUUUGCAGUUUUCUUAAAAUGUAAGGAACCCUCAACCGAAUAUUUUGUACGCUCUUUGACUUAUUAGCGUAUUCAUUUCUUUUCAGAAGUACUACAGACUAAUUUGAACAAGUGAUCGAUGUAUUAAUGAUAAUUAAAUGAAUAUUAAGAUCA